CACGCUGUCCUGACACUACAGCCUUCUCAUCAGGUUAGCACUUUCUCUCCUGACAGGUUUUCGUCUCACCCUUUUGUGAAGUCCGCGUUUCAAAGGCAGCCGGUCUUGAUUUUUGGAAAUCCAGUACGCGUUUGCUUCUAGUCUGUUCCUCGCUCCGCUGAAGAUGAGCCGCUCGCGCUGUGUUGCUCUGCUGCUGUUGGUGCUCUGCGGAGCCGCUGAGUUCGCCGAAGCCUGCAGCUGCUCUCCAGAACAUCCUCAGCAGGCGUAUUGCAAUGCGGAUGUCGUGAUCAGAGCCAAAGUAGUCGGACGAAAGGAGGUGGUCACCGGCAAUGAUGCCUAUGGCUAUCCAAUCAAAAUGAUCCAAUAUGACAUCAAACAGAUAAAGAUGUUUAAGGGCCCUGAUGGAGACAUUGAUACCAUCUUCACGGGACCCUCCUCAUCUUUGUGUGGGGUCAAUCUCGAGAGCAAUGGCAAAAAGGAAUACCUGAUUACUGGUAAUAUGGAUUCAAAUGGCACACUGCGGAUAAAUCUUUGCGACUACGUUGAAUCUUGGGAGUCUCUGAGUAUGACACAGAGGAAGAGUUUGGGUCAGCGUUACCAGAUGGGCUGUGAUUGCAGGGUCGUCCAGUGUCCCAUGAUUCCCUGUUCCAUUAAUGACCCCAAAGAGUGUCUUUGGACUGACUGGGUGCUGGAGGGAACAGUUCAGGGGACCCAGGCUCAGCACUAUAACUGCAUUAAGAGGAAUGACAGCAGCUGUGCCUGGUACCGUGGAUCUGCCCCUCCAUCAAAAGAGUUCAUGGACAUUGCGGACCCAUAAGCAAGUCCUCAGCUCGAUCACUCAUUCAGAAAAUCCCCCACAACACAGCUUACCUGAGCUUAAACUCACACCUUAACUCUGCAGAUGCAUUCUAGAGCUCAUGAAACCUGUCAAGAACAUGUUUGAAUCACCCCAAAUUCAAAAGAAAAAGAUAAAAUAGAUGGUAAUAUUUUUGUAUGAAUGAAUUAAAAGAAAUAAUGAAUAUUUUAUAUAAAGAAAAUUAAGUUUGAAAGAAUAUAAAAACGCAUGUCCUCCAGAUUUUUUGUUUUUAUUGUAGUAUUAUGAAUAGAUAUUCUCAUUAUUGUAUUACAGUAUUUAGAUUGUAGAGAAUUACAAACAAACUAAUAAGUAAUACAUCCGAGCACUUCCGAUUGUUAUGCUGGAAAUAUAAUGUUGUAUAUUUUUCUUUUGAUUUUAGGGUGAAUUAUGGUGAAGUAAUUCUGUAGCAUGAAAGGAUGCAUACAUUUGUUUGCAUGUUAUUACAUCAAUUAAAUCAUACCUCUAGUGUAUUUUUUAUGACAGGCAUAAAAGUUCUCUUAAGCACUUUGAGAACGUUGUGAAUUGUUUGUGUAAUAUUUUUUGCCAAUAAAGAGGAAAUCAGUUACAACAUUGUUUUUCACUUCCUCAAGCACAGCUUGAGUAAAGAGUUCUUGAUAUGUUGUCAUUAUUAUUCUUACAAUGCGAAGCAGAAAGACUGAAGUAAUUGUGCCUUGAAGGGUUUAUGGGACAGGUGAUUAGAAGGCUAUGCAGACAGGCUAGUUUAUGUCUUAAGAUUCUGUUGAAAUUUUCAUCAUAAAGAAAAAAAAUGCUCUUUUAUAAUUAAAGAUACACUACCAAUCAAAACUUUGGACACACUUGAUUAAAUCUGUGUUCCUCUGUUUAAAUUAAAUUACUUUUUAACUCUCUCACAAACACACACACACAAAUAGAACAUAGUUUUUGUCACUACAUAAUCCCCAAACUUUAUUUUUGUGCUGUUUCAUAGUUUUGACCAAACUAUUAUUUUAAAAUGGAGAAAAUUGUAAUCCUACCAAUAUAUAAAGUAGUCAUAAUAGUCAGAAUCAGAACCACUUAAGUGUGUCUAGACCUUUGCUUGAUAGUGUACAUCAGAAAGUGAAUUUAAUCCAUGUGUGUGUAAAUCAUAAGUAAGAUGAAAAUUCUAUAUUGUACUGUGCAUGUAGCAACCUACAUAGAUCUGGCAAUGAUGUAUGUAUUUUGUAAUAUAUACAGGAUUUUCUAAUUUAAAUCAAACUUAUCUGCUUUGAAUGUGUCCAGAACAUAUAUGCAAUUGUUUUUUGUUUUUGUUUUGUUGAAAUGGUUGAAUUAGUGAAUGCUCUAGACUCAGAAAAAUGCAUUGAGUGAGAGUUAUGUUGUUUACCCAUGAUACUUUUUGUACAUUUGUGUUCUUUCCCUUAGUCCUUCGAUAAUUUUUUUAAAGCAGUGUGAGAUUUCCAGUGCUGGAACCAUUGGGAAGACUUGUUGAGAGCUAGCCUUUGCAUGCCUUUUAAAGUCAACUGAUUAUCAUUGUUAUAACUGUUAUAGUACUCAUGAAUAAAGGAGCAGAAAUGUC
Messenger RNA from Carassius auratus (goldfish), 2387 nucleotides. RefSeq names its product TIMP metallopeptidase inhibitor 2b (gene timp2b). The record is from RefSeq and is a predicted model, not a curated record. NCBI's taxonomy places the organism in Eukaryota, Metazoa, Chordata, Actinopteri, Cypriniformes, Cyprinidae. Gene Ontology annotation, biological process: response to hormone; negative regulation of membrane protein ectodomain proteolysis; negative regulation of endopeptidase activity. Gene Ontology annotation, cellular component: extracellular matrix. Gene Ontology annotation, molecular function: metalloendopeptidase inhibitor activity; protease binding. Bases 164 to 817 code for a protein of 217 amino acids. The transcript is spliced from 5 exons.